Molecule: messenger RNA, 3390 nt
Organism: Homarus americanus (American lobster)
Lineage: Eukaryota; Metazoa; Arthropoda; Malacostraca; Decapoda; Nephropidae
Product: glucose-6-phosphate isomerase-like
Exons: 11
Coding region: 108-1850 (580 amino acids)
Biological process (GO): glucose 6-phosphate metabolic process; gluconeogenesis; glycolytic process
Cellular component (GO): cytosol
Molecular function (GO): glucose-6-phosphate isomerase activity; monosaccharide binding; carbohydrate derivative binding
Source: RefSeq, a predicted model, not a curated record
UCUGGCUCUGGUGAAGUGCAUAUCUCGGGCGGUGUUUUAUAUUGAGUCUACUAAGUGGGCUAUAUCUUAUAUCAUUUUGAGGUAAUUUACAAACCGAUUUCAUUGAUAUGGGUAACACCACAACUCUUCUGUGUCAAAAUGAACGAAAAGUCACAGUUGAAGGCGGCAAGUGGUCGGCUAUGGACGGGAAGACGUUUCUCACGGAGGAGGCAGCCUACAAGCGGCUCCAGAACUACUACAACAAAAAUGGAAACAAAAUUAAUAUUCUUCAAAUGUUUAAAGAAGACCCCGACAGGUUCCAAAAAUACAGUGUGAUAUUGUCAACACCAGAUGACGGAGAUAUUUUACUUGACUACAGUAAACAUCGCAUCAAUGAGGAAGUCCUCAAGCUUUUGUUUGAUUUGGCCAGAGCUCGCAACAUAGAUGGUUCUCGAGAUGCUAUGUUUUCUGGAGAAAAGAUUAAUUUCACUGAGGACAGAGCCGUCUUACACAUUGCCCUACGCAACCGUACCAACACUCCUAUAGUGGUUGAUGGGGAGGAUGUCAUGCCAGCGGUUAAUUCUGUUCUUUCCCACAUGAGGGAUUUUUGUGACAAGGUUAUUUCGGGAGACUGGAAAGGUUACACCGGGGAGUCUAUUACAGAUGUGGUCAACAUUGGUAUUGGAGGCUCAGACCUUGGUCCACUAAUGGUAACAGAAGCACUCAAACCCUAUGCCGUUGGGCCUAAUGUUUACUUUGUUUCAAACGUCGAUGGAUCACACAUGGCAGAAACCUUGAAAAUCCUAAAUCCUGAAACAACACUAUUCGUCAUUGCUUCUAAGACCUUCACCACACAAGAAACCCUCACCAAUGCUACUUCAGCCAGAAAUUGGUUCCUUGCCACUGCCAAAGAAGAUUCAGCUGUCGCAAAACACUUUGUAGCUCUGUCAACCAAUGGCCCUAAAGUGAAAGAAUUUGGUAUUGAUGAAGCUAAUAUGUUUGGUUUCUGGGAUUGGGUGGGUGGCCGUUACUCCCUCUGGUCUGCCAUCGGUCUGUCCAUUGCAUUACACAUUGGUUUUAACAACUUUGAGAAACUAUUGUCUGGUGCUCACUUCAUGGACGAUCAUUUCAGAACUGCCCCACUAGAGAAAAAUCUUCCAGUAAUCCUUGCACUACUGGGCGUCUGGUAUCACAACUUUUAUGGUGCAGAGACUCACGCACUCCUCCCGUAUGACCAGUACCUUCAUCGUUUUGCUGCGUACUUCCAACAAGGUGAUAUGGAAUCAAAUGGAAAAUAUGUUACACGCAGUGGACGUCGAGUGGAAUACAGUACAGGACCCAUCGUUUGGGGUGAACCAGGUACCAAUGGGCAACAUGCAUUCUAUCAGCUGAUCCACCAAGGCACUCGCUUAAUCCCAGCUGACUUCAUAGCUCCUGCCAGAUCCCAUAACCCAAUCGCAGACAAUUUUCAUCAUAAGCUACUUCUGGCAAAUUUCUUGGCACAGACUGAAGCUCUUAUGAAAGGAAAGACAAGAGAGGAAGCCAAGGCUGAACUAGAAAAAACAAACAUGCCAGUUGAUACCCAGAAUCGCAUAUUGCCCCAUAAGGUGUUCGAGGGCAAUCGUCCCACAAACUCUAUCUUGUUAGAAGAACUCACCCCGUUCACCUUGGGAGCACUAAUAGUCAUGUAUGAACACAAGAUCUUCACUCAGGGAGUCAUUUGGGACAUCAACUCCUUUGACCAGUGGGGAGUGGAACUUGGUAAACAAUUGGCCAAAGCUAUUGAACCUGAGCUCCAAGAUAAGACCCCUGUGUCCUCUCAUGAUGCAUCUACCAAUGGACUGAUCAACUUUAUCAAGACAUAUCUGUAAAUCUAGGCUAUGAUAUAUUAUCUUGCCUGCUCAGUAUAUUUAUGGGAUGGUCAGUACAGUAUUUGUGAUGAAUUGGGGACUUUAGUGUGAGGCUAAAUAAUGCUAGCAGAGAAUAGAAACUCACUUGUUGUAUGUAGAGAAGAUUAUGCUGUUAUAUUUGUUGUCAGAAUGGGUUAUAGGUAGAGUCGUACAUUAUUUUGAUGAGUAUGGUAAUGAGAGAAAUGUUGAAGAUGAAUACAUGUAAAAGCAUAGUCUUUGUACGUCUAUAUGAAAGAAAUUGGCGCUCUUGUACAUAAUAUAUACCGUGUGAUAAAUACAAAAAAUGAGAGAUAUAUUAGCAUAAAUUAAAAGGCAAUGGGAGGUACUGAACUGUAAAGCAGACCAUCAACUGCAAGAGAAUCAGGAACAAUUUGAUACUGUAUUUUAUAAAGUAUAAAAAAUGGCUGUGGUAGAUCAUCACUGCUUUGACUGUAAUUUUAUGAACCUUAUUCUGUAACUAGUAUAUACAAUAUUACAAAAAAAAUUAAGACUAUCAGCCAUUCUAACCUACUUUUUACAUCAAAUCCUGCCCCAGUGAUGUGCAGGGGCGAUUCUACGGGGGGGGCACGGCCCCCUUGAUUUGCCCCCCCCCCCCCACUUUUUAUUCUCAAAAUUGUAAUUCCAAAAACAUUGCCAAAGCGAACCAGAAAACCUCGACAGAAUGAUGAAUUCAUUGUGCUGGAAACGACCGGUCAAAGAUCUGACGUGAGUCAUGUGCACAUUGGCAUCUUCUAUGAAGUCCUAGACUGUUUGAUUAGUGAAUUAGACAGGCGUUUCUCCAAUGAUUCCUGUGGGAUUUCAGCUCUGUCCAGAAGGACAGACAUUCUAGUCUGAAGAAGAUUUGAAGGCAUUUGCAGUUACAUACUCAGCCAAUCAAAGUGACUUACAACAAGAGAUGCCUCUGGUGAAGAAAUUGCUCGUGAAGGAACAUAAACAACCUUCAUCGCUCGUGCAAUUUAUGUCAUUUAUAUGCCCUUAUAAGGCUGCAUUUGACUGUUUGUAUAAAUUACUGUUGAUAGCUUUAACUCUCCCUGUUACCAGUGCUUCAUGCGAGAGAAGCUUUUCGAAAAUUAAAUUAGUGAAAACAUUCCUAAGAAAUUCCAUGUCCAGUGACAGACUGAGUAACAUCGCGCUACUAUCGAUUGAAAGCUCACGCGCUGAGGGAAUUGAUUUAGAUUGUUUUGUCUACGAGUUUAGCAGCCGACACAAUAAUCGUACGAUUAAGCUGCACUGAAUAUACUGUUACCGUCACAGUACCGCGUGAACUGAAACCGCACCAUUGCCAUUGGGUAUAAUGCAACAGUUGCAUGCGGCGCCCAUGUCUGAAAACGUAAACGUUGUCUCCAUAAUCUCCAUUAUGUGUGAAGCGUGAGAUCAUGAAUUUUUUCGCUGAUGUAUGUACAUACAUUGUAAAGACACUGCUAUAUUUUUCAAUGUUUGUUAUGUGGUACACCCGCCCUUUAUGUGACUAUGUGAGCAAUAUUACAGUUUUAGAGAUAUG